AUGCGGGUCCAAAAGGAUUCCCUAUCGAUCGUGCAGGACAAGGUGGUGGAUCCCAGGUUACGUUCUUCAAGACGUUUGUGUGGGGAUCGGCAAUCGCGCCCUCGUCUGUGGGGUUUGGGUUUUCAGGCGGGAAAACGGUACGCGGGGGAGAAUGCAGCUCCGCCGCCAAGCACGAUCCAGCGGAGAUGCAUCCUGGCGGAGGCGCUGCCAGGUACGCGCUGCCGCGGAACGCUGCUCCGCCCCCAGGGUUUGCCCGCGGCCGCCAGUGGAGAUGCACCCUGGCGGCGCCAUGGAAUGCCAGAGUUUGUGGAAUGUGCCUCUUCCUCCUCCGCUGAGGGAUACGUUCCGGCCCACCAAAGGCGUCCCCAACCCCCGACAGCCACAAAGGGACGUCAGCUAGUGUUCCCCAGCCAGCAACAGCACCUCCUCGCUUCCUCGCCUUCCCGAAGCUUGUGCACGACAUGAUUGCCAUCUCUAUACUGAAGAUUGAUCCAUCGCAGGACGUGCCAAGAAGACAUCCUCUAUCACCACUUCGCCUCUGGAUGCUGCUCUAGCACUCACUCUCCCUGUGCAGCGUCGGAUUUUAUG
This is a messenger RNA of Selaginella moellendorffii, 588 nucleotides long. RefSeq lists its product as uncharacterized. Lineage: Eukaryota; Viridiplantae; Streptophyta; Lycopodiopsida; Selaginellales; Selaginellaceae. The record is from RefSeq and is a predicted model, not a curated record. The transcript is spliced from 3 exons. The coding region runs from base 1 to 465 and encodes 154 amino acids.